Molecule: messenger RNA, 2260 nt
Organism: Coffea eugenioides
Lineage: Eukaryota; Viridiplantae; Streptophyta; Magnoliopsida; Gentianales; Rubiaceae
Product: geraniol 8-hydroxylase-like
Exons: 2
Coding region: 899-1849 (316 amino acids)
Molecular function (GO): oxidoreductase activity, acting on paired donors, with incorporation or reduction of molecular oxygen; heme binding; iron ion binding
Source: RefSeq, a predicted model, not a curated record
ACGUUUCCAUUCCACCGCCUUCCCCACUUUAUUUCUCUGUCUCUCUCUUCUCAAGCUCCACCACCAUUACCAGUUUACCACCACCCACAAAAAUCUCCAAAACCCCGAAUCCCACAAAAUUUUUACAGAUUCAUCUUUCCACCGCCUCCCCCCCUUUAUUUCUCUCUGUCUCUCUCUUCUCAAGCUCCACCACCAUUACCAGUUUACCACCACCUACAAAAAUUUCCAAAACCCCGAAUCCCACAAAAUUUUUACAGAUUCAUCUUACUUCCAAAUUUGCUCCAAUUCUUCUUGUUGUACUCCCAAUCUGAAGAUUAUGAUCAAUCCCAAUGAAAUUACGAGUCUUACAAUCACAACCCUCAAGAAACCUCAACUAAUUAUGAUGGGUUGCACUAGCAGAAGUGAUGGAAUGAGGAUGGCAACCGGUGGGAGAAAGAAGAAAUCAUGUGGGUGAUUUUGUUGUCUGACUCGCGAGUUGACUCGGCCAAACUCGGUAAGUUUUACUGAUUUCUUAUUGAUUUGAGUUGACUCGGUAAAUAUCGACCGAGUCAAUCCGAGUCAACUCGGAUUCCGGUGAAACGGCAAUGCGGGUGUCGGUAUCGUACCGGUGAGCCCCGUUCCGGUUAUGACUCGGCCGAGUCAACUCGGACUCGGCCGAUUUGGCGAACCAUGAUUGGACCACCAUAAGUUCUCAAUUGCCUGGUUACCACCACAAAGCCAGUGGCGCAAUCUUCGUAAAGUAUGCAAAGAGCAUAUCUUUUCAUCAGAAAGGCUCAACGCCAGUCAAGGGCUCCGCCAACAAAAGGUUCAGCAACUGUGCAAUUAUGUAGGCCAACGCUGUCUCAAUGGACAGGCCAUAGAUAUUGGUGAAGCUGCCUUCUCAACAACUCUCGACUUGAUGUGGAACACUUUCUUCUCGGUUGAUUUUGCACAAUCCGAUUCUAUAUCUAACUCUUUCUCGUCUCAAGAGGUGAAAGAAAUGGUACGGAAUGCGGUCAAAAUUUCUUCUUGUCCUAAUCUCGUGGACUGUUUUCCCAUCCUCAGAGCAAUUGAUCCGCAGGGCAUAAGGCGCAGAGCCAAGGUACAUUUGGGAAAGUUUCUUGAUAUUAUAGAUGGUAUCAUUCGUCAGAGAUCACAAGAAAGAGACACAUCCAACACUUAUCAAAGGAAAAAUGAUUUCUUGGAAGCCCUUCUUGAUCUUAAUCAGCAAAAUGAAUCUGUAGACAUGAAACAUUUGAUUAUGGAUUUAUUCGUUGGAGGGACAGAAACAAGUUCAAUCAGCGUGGAGUGGAUAAUGGCAGAGUUACUACGCAACCCUGAAAAAAAAUCAAAAGCUAGGGACGAGAUCAGGAAAGUUAUUGGACAAAACGAGCUGGUUCAAGAAUCAGAUAUCUCAAAUCUCCCUUACUUGCAGUCGGUCAUUAAAGAAACCUUUCGUCUUCGCCCUACUGUCCCAUUCCUAGCUCACCAAGCUCAAAGUGACACGCAACUCAAUGGAUACGUGGUGCCAAAAAAUGCUGAUGUAUUUGUUAACUUGUGGGGUAUGGGCAGGGAUCCAAGCUUGUGGUCAGAUCCUACUUCAUUCGUGCCUGAACGUUUCAUGGAUGGUGAGAUUGAUAUGAAGGGCCAGCAUUUUCAGCUCCUUCCCUUUGGCACGGGAAGAAGAAUUUGUGCUGGACUACCACUGGCCGAUCGAAUGGUGCACCUUAUGGUGGCUUCUUUGCUUCAUAAAUUUGAGUGGAAGCUUGAAGAAGGGAUCAAACCAGAAGAAAUUGACAUGACCGAAGAGUUUGGAGGUACAAUACGCAAGGCAGUGCCCCUUAAGGCUAUUGCUCUUUCGGAACCAUAAUGUAAUGGUUAUUCAGCAAUCUUCAGCUAAACCUGUCUCAAUCAUGAAAGUCCAAGACAGGAGAGGAUCCAUAUUUGCCUUCACUUGUCACAGACAAUCCAAUAAUUAUUGAAACGCAUAGCAUGUUAAAGUUUAAUACAGCAACGAAUAUAGGUAUCGUUCUAUCAAUAUCUAAUAAUGGUAAGAAGCAAAGUUUUAAAACUCUGCUCGGGCUGCUCAAUCGAACCGGUUGAACCAUCAAUCUUGUUGUUGUUCGAGCUGGUUGACGUCCAACCCUGGAAGGUUCAGAAAACCGCUUUAAAUGUUGCAGUAAAAUAGUUAACUCGUCCGGUAUUGGACUGUUCAUCUGAUGAAUUGGAACGGUUUUUUAUUAAACCAGUUCGGUUCUUGACUUGAACAUUUUAUGCCUAG